Postia placenta MAD-698-R-SB12 is the source of this 588-nucleotide messenger RNA. RefSeq lists its product as hypothetical. The transcript has a single exon. The record is from RefSeq and is a predicted model, not a curated record. NCBI's taxonomy places the organism in Eukaryota, Fungi, Basidiomycota, Agaricomycetes, Polyporales, Adustoporiaceae. The coding region runs from base 1 to 588 and encodes 195 amino acids.
AUGGCAUGGCCGUGGGCUGCUCCUGCCCUGCACUGCCGCCGACACUGCCGCCUGCGCACCCGCUACUUUUCGCCCCUCUCGCCUCCGGACACGUCCCUGCACCGCUUUCCUCGCGGCUUCCCUCCGUCCCGGCACUCUGCACGUCUUCUCUGCGGACGCCCCUGCCAAUCCCAGACCACCUCUCGUCGUCCUGCGAACGCGUUCUCGCCCUUCCGUCCAAGUCUGCCGCCGCCCACUGCAGCCAAAAUGCCCGUCUGCAUCUCGUACCUAGAUCACAUCAACUCAGAUUGGGCGUCGAUCGCGUGCGACCCGUAUCCAUGCCCGUCUCGAGUCUAUGUGCGUUAUGUCCGCCCACGCAGCUGUCCAUCAUCGCGCACGCUCCGCAUACCGCUCGUCCUCCGCCCGCUCGCACCCCGCCCCGACGAGCGCGGCCCUCUCCUAAUCUCGCGCGAGCCCCUGCCGCAGCAUCACAGCCUCCCAGUCACCUGCGCGGCCUUGACGCGGGCCUCGUCUUCCGAACACAAUAGGCCCGUGCGCGCGCGCUACACGCCGUUCUCGAAGGCUCACCGUACCGUGCAAUACCUAUAA